AUGCCGGAAGAGCUGAGGAAUGCCGAGGCCAACGCGGAGUUCAAGAACUUGGAGACCGAGAAGUUGGUUGUCGAGCAUGUGCAGGUGAACGCUGCGCAGCAGGGCCGCCGACGAACCUACCGAGCUCACGGCCGCAUCGGCCCAUACAUGAACUGCCCGUGCCACGUGGAGCUCAUCCUCUCAGAGCCCCUCGAUGGUGUGGAGAAGGCAGACGAGGAGGUCAAGCCGAAGAAGUUCACCAGAAAGCAGUUCGCCAAGCUCCGCUUGAAGGUAGGUGGCGACCAGUGA
Molecule: messenger RNA, 288 nt
Organism: Symbiodinium necroappetens
Lineage: Eukaryota; Dinophyceae; Suessiales; Symbiodiniaceae
Source: the annotation of a GenBank genome assembly